Molecule: messenger RNA, 2721 nt
Organism: Passer montanus (Eurasian tree sparrow)
Lineage: Eukaryota; Metazoa; Chordata; Aves; Passeriformes; Passeridae
Gene: RBKS
Product: ribokinase
Exons: 8
Coding region: 718-1689 (323 amino acids)
Biological process (GO): D-ribose metabolic process
Molecular function (GO): ribokinase activity
Source: RefSeq, a predicted model, not a curated record
AUUUGCAGAUAUUGUCAAAACAAGAUUUAAAUCUUGGUUUUUUCCAUAUUUUAUUGCAUAAUUUUUUAAAAUCACACUACCUUCUAUUUAGCAAGCCAGAUACACAAUACUUAAAAGGGUUGCUAUCAAGUAAAAUCACUGAUUUAUUUUGUAACAAAGGGCUUUACAAAUUUACAAUUUGUACCAGUUGUAUCAGUUGUCAUAUACAUUGUUUUUCUUCAGCGUAAGUUUCCCACAGUACUGGAAACUGAACACAAACAAACUCAGGGGAAUUAAGAAAAACAAAAUUCACUCGACUGUUUCCCUCCCAAAACAAAACCUUUGAAAGAAGCAAACAACCUAAUAGCCGAGUCCUCUCGGAUUCAGCCGGCUACCACUGUGACCUGGGGCUAAUGUUACACAGGCUUCACAGUAACCUUGAAGUCCCGGGCACUGCUUUGGGCACCGGACAGUCGGGAUGCCACACACUCUGUCCUUCCAUCACCGGCCACACCAUAAUGAGGAUUACGAGAAGAUUUAAAAAGGAAAAGGUGAAUAUUGUGAUGGAAGCGUGACAGGCCCCCUCCCGUGUAACCCUCUCGGCGUGGCCGUGGGCAGGCUGCUUGCGUGGUUUUCACUUUGGGGCGGCUGGCAGGACUUUGUGUCUGGGUGCGAGAGGGCAAAGCAGGGGACCCCCGACCGCCGCCUCCUGCAGCCGUGCCCGAACACAUCCAUGGAAUGCCAUCAGCAACGUGGAUCUGCGGAGCCCCGGGUAAACAACGAGGUUACCUAAGCCCUGGCACGGAAGAAGGCUCGGAACCCCAGACUGGCCUUACUACACGAUUGCCAAAAGCUGGAGAAACAAUCCUUGGACAUAAGUUUUUUGUUGGUUUUGGUGGGAAAGGAGCCAACCAGUGUGUCCAGUCUGCUCGACUUGGGGCCAACACCUCACUGAUCUGCAAGGUUGGGAGUGAUUCCUUUGGCAAUGAUUAUGUUGAUAAUUUGAAGAAGAAUGGAAUUUCUACAGCAUUUGUAGGUCAAACUACAGAUGCUGCUACUGGAACUGCUUCAAUAAUUGUCAACAGUGAAGGACAGAAUGUUAUUGUCAUAGUCCCAGGAGCCAACCUGCUUUUAAAUUUUGAAGACCUGAAGAGGGCUUCUGAUGUCAUCUGUAAAGCCAAAGUGGUUGUUUGCCAGCUAGAAAUAACCCCUGCUGUUUCUCUUGAAGCUCUGAAAAUGGCACGUGCCAGUGGAGUAAAGACUUUGUUUAAUCCAGCUCCAGCACUUGCUGACCUAGACCCACAGUUUUAUACCUAUUCUGAUAUCUUCUGCUGCAAUGAAACUGAGGCAGAAAUUUUAACGGGCAUCCCAGUUGGCAACCUUGAAGAUGCUGAAAAGGUGGGACGCAUGCUGUUAGAAAGAGGGUGUAAGCUCGUAAUUGUUACUCUUGGAGCAGAAGGCUGCAUGAUGAUAUCAGGAGACGAAGCCAUUCCAAAGCACGUUCCUGCUGGGAAGGUCAGGGCUGUGGACACUACGGGCGCUGGAGACAGUUUUGUGGGAGCACUGGCAUUCUACCUGGCCUACUAUCCCAACUUAUCCAUGGAGGAAAUGAUCAGGAAGUCUAACUGCGUCGCAUCAGUGAGCGUCCAGGCACCGGGGACACAAUCUUCAUAUCCUUACAGGAAGGACUUGCCUCAGGACCUUUUCUAAUUGAUUGUCUAGCUUGCUGUACUGAUUUUAUCUCAUACCAGACAGCAUUAUUCUCCUGACUGAACUGAGGUUCUGGAAAAGCCAACAGAGUCUCUGCUUCUCAUUUCAGGAAUCCUGUGUGUUCCUGUUCUACUGCAGUAAGAUGGGGUGCGGGUGGUGGGUCUUUCAAACACAGCUCAGCAGGUCUCUCUGGCCCCACAGUGUGCUCUAUUGAACUACAUGAAGUUUACAGAAAAACACCUGGAGGGUAUUGGGCUCCUGACAGAAUUUGUACUUGAUUUUAUCAGAACUGCUUGUGUGAAAUGGGAGCACAUGAAGCAGGGGGACUACACCUUGUAGCUUUGGGACUACACCUUCAGUGCUCAAACACCAGGGCCGGUGUUUGGCUCACAACAAAGCCCCAAACAUCGAGCCUGUGCCCACCUUUGCCCACGUGCCUCAGGUGUGGCACUGCACUCUGUGCUUCCCACACUCAGGCAGGUCCCUCCAACUGCAAACAGGACAGGACUGCUACUGAGGUAGACUUUGAAAAAUGUUUCUAGCCACAUUGCUCUAAACACAGGCAAGCUAAUUAAGGAAGAAAAGCUUACAAGAACAUCAGGGAACUACCUUGUCUGUUUUCUUCAUGUUUGACAAAAACCCAGGAAUGAAAAAUCCAUCCUACUAACCUGGCUGAAAAUAAUACAGGCCUUUAACCUGGUUAAUAGCUUCUCCAAAAACUCAUCUAGGUUCCCAUUCCUUCUUUCCUCAGAAGGAGCUGGUGCAACAUUACCCCUCCAAGUAAUGACACCAGCUCGUGGUCACUACUGUCGCAUCUGUGGCUGGUAGGUUAGAAAAACUUGCAAUCCUGCCAUUGAAUUCCUGCUGUGGAAAAUGUUAAUUUUUAUUGCUUUAUAAAACAAUAGUUCCUUUGAAGAUUACAGCCUCUUUCACAAUAGAAAACACAGACAAUGGGAUUUGCUAUUUAAUUUUUUUUAAUUGAGCACUGUAAAAAUAACUCAAAAGAUAAAUAAAUGUUACUGUGAUGAUCUA